Lucilia sericata (common green bottle fly) is the source of this 405-nucleotide messenger RNA. RefSeq lists its product as uncharacterized. NCBI's taxonomy places the organism in Eukaryota, Metazoa, Arthropoda, Insecta, Diptera, Calliphoridae. The record is from RefSeq and is a predicted model, not a curated record. Gene Ontology annotation, molecular function: nucleic acid binding. The coding region runs from base 1 to 405 and encodes 134 amino acids. The transcript has 2 exons.
AUGGCUAGAUCUAUGAUGGUACAUGCUGGCGUUAAUGAAUAUUUAUGGGCAGAGGCUGUAAACACUGCAGCGUAUAUACGUAAUAGAUGCCCAUCAAGGCAAUUGGAAAAUAAAACACCAUAUGAAAUGUGGUUCGGUAGAAAGCCGAAUGUUGAUCAUUUGAAAACUUUUGGUUCGUAUGCGGAGGACAAUAACAACUGUGAAAUACCUCGUAAGGCAGAGGAUUAUUUAACAAUAUAUUUGUGUGAUGGUGAUAGCAGUGCAGCUGUAGUUGACAACGAUUGCCAACCUUCUGUGCAGAAAAGUGAAGACGAUGAAAACUAUGAUACGGCAGAUGAUGACAAUGAAUCUGAAGAUGGUAAUGGAGCAGGACAGAAAACUAUUGGUCCUGGAGGCCUAAGAUAA